Molecule: messenger RNA, 1754 nt
Organism: Hippocampus zosterae (dwarf seahorse)
Lineage: Eukaryota; Metazoa; Chordata; Actinopteri; Syngnathiformes; Syngnathidae
Gene: pdlim7
Product: PDZ and LIM domain 7
Exons: 11
Coding region: 171-1436 (421 amino acids)
Biological process (GO): muscle structure development; heart development; actin cytoskeleton organization
Cellular component (GO): filamentous actin; Z disc; stress fiber
Molecular function (GO): actin binding; muscle alpha-actinin binding
Source: RefSeq, a predicted model, not a curated record
ACGUCUCACCGCACUGUAGAGACGUCUCGGCACUCGGUAGCCAAUGGGACUACCACGGCGGCUUCCUCCUCGCACUAGCCCAGAGGAAGUCUGACGCUCAGGCAACUUUUCGUGGCGCUAUCUGGUCGUCUGUUGCUCGUAACCGUAAGCACACAGAGGAAGUCGAGGCUAUGAACGUGUACUCUGUAACUCUCAGCGGCCCGGCGCCGUGGGGCUUCAGGCUUCAAGGUGGAAAAGACUUCAGCAUGCCCCUCACUGUGUCAAGGCUGACCCCGGGUGGGAAAGCAGCUCAGGCAGGUGUCGGCGUCGGCGACUGGGUCGUCUCUAUUGAUGACCUUAACGCAGAGGACUUGACCCACGUGGAGGCCCAAAACAAGAUCAGAGCAGCAUCAGACUCCCUCACUCUAACCCUUAACAGAGCUGUCAACAAGGUUGAUGCAGAGCAGAAGGGCUCACGCGCCGAGGCUAGCGUACAGCCCAAGUACUCCUUUGCCCCGAGCACCACCAUUAACAAGAUGGCGAGGCCUUUCUCAGCAGGGGGCGCUAGCGCAGGACCUGUCAUAAAGCCUGUGGCCUACUCACCUAAACUUAACACGCCUCGCUCUCAGGGCCGGGCCGGCGUGCUGCAACCGCAGAAUGGUGUUGAGCCAACUCCAUCGCCUGCCAAGAUUCAGACAGCAAGUCAACCAGAUGGAUCCAAUACUGCAGCCUCAGGCAUCUCGGCUCCUUCCUCCCGACCCCCGUGGGUCACCGACCCGAAUUUUGCCGACCGUUAUCGUCCGGACAAGACGAGCACGGUGGUGACGCAGCACCAGCAGCCGGUUCAGCCCACACCAAUGGAGAACCGCAGCUCCAUCCUGCAGGCGGCGCAGCAGACGCCCCAAGGCAGUGAGAGGACCCCGGUGUGCAGCGCCUGCAACAAAAUCAUCAGGGGUCGCUACCUCGUCGCGUUGGGACGCUCGUGGCACCCCGAGGAGUUCACGUGUUCACAAUGCAAGACGGUCCUGGAGGAGGGGGGCUUCUUCGAGGAGAGAGGUUCCGUCUUCUGUACCAAGUGCCACGAUAACCGCUAUGCACCCAACUGUGCAAAGUGCAAGAAGAAGAUCACGGGGGAAAUCAUGCACGCCCUGAAGAUGACCUACCACGUUCAGUGUUUUAAGUGUGCAGCCUGCAAGACUCCUAUCAGGAACCAGGCCUUUUACAUGGAGGAGGGAGAGCCUUACUGCGAGAGAGAUUACGAGAAGAUGUUCGGCACCAAAUGUCACGGCUGCGACUUUAAGAUUGACGCCGGGGAUCGUUUCCUGGAGGCUCUGGGCUACAGCUGGCACGAUACGUGCUUCGUCUGCGCUCUGUGCCAAAUCAACCUGGAGGGGAAGACGUUUUACUCCAAGAAGGACAAGCCCCUCUGCAAAGGCCACGCCUUCGCCCCGGUGUGAGUCAUCCUCUUCUCAAAUCUUGAUGUCCUGCUCAAAUCACAUGCAAGCCUGUGUUCAUCUGGAUGGUAGAAGCUUAACCCUCCGUUUGCGCCUCUUAUUCUAAAUAUCCAGCCUGUCACCCAACUGGACUGUGGUGACCUGUUCAAACACGCCAUUAUCUUGUUUACCUUCAGGUCAACCUGAUGACAUUGUUUUUUAAAAUCAUUAUUAUUAUCAGUAUUAUUAUACAGUAUAUAUUUUUUUGCAUUUGGACUCAUUUUAAUUUCCAGAAAAUUUUAACAGGAGGUUUGGUUUAAGAUUGUUGCAAAUGUGUUGGGG